GGCAGCCGCGGCUCUCGCUGCCCUGCCCGCGCCUGGAGCCCGAGCCGCUCCCGCCCCGCGCCCGCCGCCCGCCCCUGCCGCGCCUCGGCGGCACACGCUCCUCCGGCCGCUUUCGCCCCGGGCUGCUUUUCCCGGCGGCAGCGGGGACCCGGUGGCUGCAGGAGCUGAAGGCUGAGCCCCUUCUCUCGCCUGAUUUCUGUAUAUUUCCUUUUCCUCACACACGCCGAGGGAGCCGCGGCGCAGGACGCAGGAUGCAGCCCGGCUGCGGCGGGUGCUGAGCGCCGUGGCCGCCGGAGGAGGGAGCGGCUCUGUCAGCGCCUCCGCUCCGCGCGGCGGCGGCUCGGGCGGUCCCUCGCCCCCUUCCUCGUCGUGGCCACCCGCCCCAAACUUUCAGCCUGUUGUCGCUGCCAGGCGAAGCCCAGCUCGACAUAAAUGGUGGAGGCGAUAGUGGAGUUUGACUACAAAGCUCAACACGAUGAUGAGCUGACAAUCACUGUCGGUGACAUAAUCACCAAUAUCAAGAAAGAUGAUGGAGGCUGGUGGGAAGGACAGCUCAAAGGCAGAAGAGGUUUGUUCCCUGACAACUUUGUAAGAGAAAUAAAGAAAGACAUGAAGAAAGACAAUACUGCCAACAAACCACCAGAGAAGCCUAUAAAUGAAGUUUCCAAUGGAAGCCCUUUACUGUUGUCUGAGACAAUUAUUAGAACCAACAAAAAAGGAGAGAGAAGCAGAAGAAGAAGAUGUCAGGUGGCUUUCAGUUACAUGCCUCAAAAUGAAGAUGAAUUGGAAUUAAAAGUUGGUGACAUCAUUGAAGUUGUGGGAGAGGUGGAAGAGGGCUGGUGGGAAGGUAUACUCAAUGGGAAGACUGGCAUGUUUCCUUCCAACUUCAUAAAGGAGCUCUCUGAUUCUGAUGAUGUUGGAAUAGCACAGGAGGAGCAACUAAAGUCAAGAAAAUCUGCCUUUGAAGGGACAAUUCUGUACAGAGUGGCACCGGCAAAGAUUGACAGCUACAGACGUUAUAACAGCCUAAAAGAUGCUACAGGCUCUGAGAGUGAUGGUGGUGACUCUUGCAGUACAAAAUCAGAAGGAGCCAAUGGAGGCACGACAAUCCAACCCAAAAAGGUCAAAGGUGUUGGCUUUGGAGAUAUCUUCAAAGACAAACCCAUAAAGCUACGACCAAGGUCAAUAGAAGUUGAAAACGACUUCCUCCCAGUAGAUAAGAGUGUUGGGAAGAAAUUACCUCCAGCCACAGCAACUCAGGAGCCAACAAAAAUAGAAGUGGACAGCAGAACAAAAAACAAGGAGUAUUGCAAAGUGAUAUUUCCGUACGAAGCGCAGAACGACGAUGAACUCACAAUCCGGGAAGGUGAUGUUGUCACACUUAUCAGUAAGGAUUGCAUUGAUGUGGGUUGGUGGGAAGGAGAACUCAAUGGCAGACGAGGUGUCUUUCCAGAUAACUUUGUCAAGCUACUCCCUUCAGACUUUGAAAAAGAGAGACCGAAGAAACCACCACCUCCAUCAGCUCCUGUCAUCAAACAAGGAUCAGGGACCACAGAUCGAAAGCAUGAAAUCAAGAAGAUACCACCCGAAAGGCCAGAAUGUCUUCCUAAUCGAACAGAAGAAAAAGAAAGAUCAGAGAGAGAGCAAAAGCAGUUAGACUUGCAGAAGCCUUCAGUUCCUGCUAUACCUCCGAAGAAACCCCGGCCCCCCAAAGCCAACGCUGUGUCCAGACCUGGCACCUUGCCCCCGAGACGACCAGAAAGACCAGUUGUGCCUGUGACUCAUGCAAGGAGUGAUAGUCCAAAAGUGGAAUUAGUGGGCAGUACGGUAUCUGGCACGCUAGAGAAAGACUCCUCUGAAAGAAGCAAUGACAUCGACUUGGAAGGUUUUGAUUCUGUAAUACCAAUUGCUGAGAAGCUUAAUCAUCCAACUACAACCAGACCAAAAGCUACUGGCAGGCGACCACCCUCCCAGUCUCUCACAUCUUCAUCCCUUUCAAGCCCUGAUUUCUUUGACUCACCAAGUCCUGAAGAUGAGAAGGAAGACCAUGUUUCCAUUACUCACAAAACUCUUGAAGUGUCAAGGAAAUCAAGAACUGUUACAAUAUCACAAGUGUCUGAUAACAAAACUUCCUUGCCUCCAAAACCAGGAGGUCUGGCUAGUGGCAGUAAUGUACAACCAUCACUAUCCCCUUCACCAUCACCUGGAUUUCACUCAAUUGCUAUGGGAACAACAGGCCACAGGUCAAAUUCCCCAUCCCUGUUUGGUACUGAAGGAAAGCCAAAGACUGAGCACUUGAGCCAAGGUCAGACUGCCCUGGAAGAGCUGAGAACACAAAUUAGGGAGCUAAGAACCAUCAUUGAAACCAUGAAAGACCAGCAAAAAAAAGAGAUUAAACAGUUGCUCUCUGAGUUGGAUGAAGAGAAGAAGAUCCGUCUACGAUUGCAGAUGGAAGUUAAUGACAUAAAGAAAGCUCUUCAAUCAAAGUGAAUACUUGAUAGGUGGAAUGUUGCAUUAUUCUUCAUGACUGAGACUCAAAUUUAUGCCCCAGCCAAAAUAACUUUGUGCCAAAUGAUUUAAGAAUUGCCUCAACAUCCCUUUAUUUGAAGGAUUAGCACAACAGUUUUUGAUAGCACAACAAAAAUACCAACAAGAACAAAUUUCUACCCAAAGCCGUGCUGUGCGGCACUAGUUGUGACUGAAAUUGAUCUUCUUGUGCUAAAGGCUCUCUACUUCAAGAUCCUAGGUGAAAUGAAAACUCAGGCAGUUUAGUCCAUAGUGGUACUAUUUUGAUGAUAUUUUUCCAUAAAUAAAGUGUAUUUCAGAUUAUCUGUUUACAAGCUUUAUGAUUUUGACUUUUGGGUUUUAAUUGUCUUUUGUCACAGAUUUUAAGAUGUUUGUACUUCAUAUAGCCAGGAAUGAAUGUUAAUGUUGGGGCUGAAGGGAUUAUUUUUGCUUCGAGAUUGAACAGCCUACUUUUCGUUAUGGUUUUAAGUUCUGUUAAAUAUGCAAUUUUUUGUCCCCAGAUCCCCUAAAACUUACAUUGUGUACAGUAAUGUAUUUACAAGAAGGAAACAAACCAACAGAAGUCUGGUCUUUGCAAUGAUUUGUGCCUUUCUUUGCCACACACUGACUGGAGCCGGUUGAGGCCAGGUCUCCCUAUGUAGCCACCACAGCAACUCCUGUCCCCGGUGUCCUGCUGUCCCCGGUGUCUGGCAGAGGUCACCUUCCCAGUGCUGGCCAGGAGAGCACGCUGGUGCCAGCUGGCAGGACAAAAGGGCACAGCUGAGAGCAGCUUUGUCUUGAGCAGCUGUGGCUUUUUAGCUUUCCUGGUUUGGAUAGGCCUCUCCCUCAACCUGAAUGUUCAUCUCCGCUUGAUUUUCAUUAGAUGAUUUAAACACCCACCUCUGUCCCCAAUUUUGCACAGAGUGAACAGAAUAUGCAUUAUUAAAGCAAAAAUAAAUAAAAGUAAUCUAUAAAACAUGAAUAAAAA
Zonotrichia leucophrys gambelii is the source of this 3493-nucleotide messenger RNA. It is a transcript of the gene SH3KBP1, whose product is annotated as SH3 domain containing kinase binding protein 1. Gene Ontology annotation, molecular function: protein binding. Lineage: Eukaryota; Metazoa; Chordata; Aves; Passeriformes; Passerellidae. The coding region runs from base 433 to 2490 and encodes 685 amino acids. The record is from RefSeq and is a predicted model, not a curated record. The transcript is spliced from 19 exons. Gene Ontology annotation, biological process: actin filament organization; cell migration.